GUCCACCUGUUUUACUAGCCCCCAUUUGCUAGCGAAAUGCGACAGCUACGCGGUAAAGUGAAGGAGACACGCAAACAGAAGAAGGAGCGCAAAAUGGAGAAUAUGGCCAUACAAAAUCAGCUUAAGACGGUAGUCCUGCCGGCAGUUUGCGUAUUUGCGUUGCUCAUCAUUGUCUUUGUGUACAUCAAAACGCGUCCAGCCGUCGAAAUGUAAAUAAAUUGCAUCAGAACCGUAUGUGUAUACAUAUGUGAGUGCCAGUGGCAGCCUUCUAUGGCGUAAAUUUAACUAGCCUUCAAGCGUUCUGGCUACCAACACCAAAAAUGUAAAUUUUGAAAACUACAUACUUGUUGCAGCAACAUAAUGGCGGUACCAAUUUUAGACCCAUCCGGUUUUUAUAGGUGUUGAAUUUUUAGAAUUUAGAGCAGCAAAUGUCUAGUUUUGGUUUGAAAAUGCUAAUUUCUUAGCAAUUAAUAUGUGGCUGGAGCACCUUAAGUUUCCUUUUACACAAAUUUAGUACUUUUUUUAUUAAAUGUAGGAGCAUACAAAUUAUAUAUUUUUUAAUUCAAUAAAUUAUAUGCUCAAAUAUCCAUACCACAACUUGUUGAAUGUCUACUGUUCUAGAAAUACUAUGUAUGCGUAUAUAUGUAAAUACAUAUGUAUGAGAAAAAAACUGCUGUGCAAACACAUAACUAAUAGGCUGGCGGCUCUGUAACGCCCUUUUUUCACUUCCUAUUUUUUAGUAAUUUUAUAUAAACAAAUGUACGUGGAUGAAUUUAAAAUGUUAUUUAUUUAGCAUGUACGUACAAACGACUAUUGAAUUAUAUUGAUGUUUUGUAUUAGUCUUUUGAGAAAAUCAAAUAAAUACAUAUGCAUACA
This is a messenger RNA of Rhagoletis pomonella (apple maggot), 876 nucleotides long. RefSeq names its product single-pass membrane and coiled-coil domain-containing protein 4 homolog. NCBI's taxonomy places the organism in Eukaryota, Metazoa, Arthropoda, Insecta, Diptera, Tephritidae. Bases 37 to 213 code for a protein of 58 amino acids. The record is from RefSeq and is a predicted model, not a curated record. The transcript is spliced from 2 exons.